Fundulus heteroclitus (mummichog) is the source of this 635-nucleotide messenger RNA. Its product is annotated as dynein light chain roadblock-type 1-like. The record is from RefSeq and is a predicted model, not a curated record. The transcript has 4 exons. Gene Ontology annotation, molecular function: dynein intermediate chain binding. Gene Ontology annotation, cellular component: cytoplasmic dynein complex; cytoplasm. Bases 109 to 399 code for a protein of 96 amino acids. Lineage: Eukaryota; Metazoa; Chordata; Actinopteri; Cyprinodontiformes; Fundulidae. Gene Ontology annotation, biological process: microtubule-based movement.
CCGCACUCUUUCAGGACUGUGAACGCACCAUAGUAGCCGUUGUUUCCAGCUGACUGUUAGCUACCAGAAAAUCCGUUUCUACACCGAUUUCUGCUGCUAAAUGUUAAAAUGAGUGAAGUGGAAGAAAUAAUGAAGAGGAUCCUGAGUCACAAAGGGGUUGAGGGAGUCAUCAUUGCCAACACUGAAGGGAUCAUCUUGCGGUCGACUCUGGAAGACCAGAGCACCGUGCAUCACGUGGCUCUGGUCCAACCGCUGCUGAUGAAGGCCAAGAAGAUCGUGCAGGACAUGGACCCAGAGGACGAGCUCACCUACGUGCGGCUCCGCACCGAGAAGAACGAGGAAAUCAUUGCUGCAGAUAAGGAUUACUUCAUGAUCAGCAUCCAGACGCCUUCGCUCUGAAGCAGCAGCUGACGCCUCCUCGCUCUGCAGCUUCUUCUCCUGCGUGGUUCUGGUCCAGACGGGUCGGAUCUGUCAGCUUUCUGUCUGGUUCUGACUGGGUUUGUUCCGGGUCGUAGUUUGAUGCAUCGUUGGAUUAAAUUGUAGUAUUAAACAAGAGAGAAGUGAGCAGCACUCUGCUCUCCUCUCUGCUGGUUAGUUUUUUACAGAUUAGUUAAUAAAAUAUAAAAAAUGCUCAG